CCCCCCCCCCCCUUCCACCACAGUUAUCAACAAACAAGGCCUCUUUUUUGCCUUCCCGGUUCUCACCAGCCGUUGUCCUGAAAUACAUGCACCGGAUUCACUCGUGGGCGAAAGCUCACGCGUCUUCCCCCAACUCCAACCCCAAUGAGUUCCCGACUGGCGUCUCCGAUCAUCCUCCCGCCGAGGAUGAACCCCCGUCAGGUCAGCAUGGGGAAGUGAAGCAAGAGACCAAGGGUGACCCGGCUCCCCCGGGCCCCGAUGGACUGUCAACGGUGGGAAGCCCCCCCAAACCCGGACUGGUCACCCGCAUGAGAAAUGGCUCCGUCCGCUUCGUGGGUCAUACCAAGACCGCCCUCUUCCACAGCUGGAUCAAUGUCCUGCUCGUUUUUGUGCCCGCGGGCAUCGCCGUUGCAGCGGCUGGUCUGAACCCCGUCAUCAUUUUCGCUCUAAAUGCCGUGGCUAUCAUCCCGCUGGCUGGCUUGCUUAGCCAUGCCACCGAAUGUGUGGCCUGUCGCCUUGGAGACACCAUCGGUGCGCUCAUCAACGUGACCUUUGGUAAUGCCGUGGAAUUGAUUAUUUUUAUCAUUGCUCUAGUCAAGAAUGAAAUCCGUAUCGUUCAAGCGUCUCUCUUGGGCUCCAUCUUGGCCAACCUGCUGUUGAUUCUUGGCAUGGCCUUCCUUCUGGGUGGUCUCCGCUUCCGGGAACAGAUCUACAACAGCACCGUCACCCAGAUGAGCGCCUGUCUCCUCAGUCUCAGUGUCAUGAGUCUAUUAUUGCCCACGGCCUUCCACGCAUCCUGGACGGACAAGGUGAAAGCAGACAAAUUCACCCUCCAAGUCAGCCGUGGCACAAGCGUCGUCCUUCUUCUCGUGUACAUCUUGUAUAUUAUCUUCCAGCUCAAGUCGCAUGCCUAUCUCUACGCCAGCAUCCCCCAGCAGAUUAUCGACGAAGAGUCUCACCCCGGUGUGUUGGCCGAUUUGAUGAACUCCUCGUCGGAUUCGUCCAGCAGUUCGUCGGAUGAGUCGGAUGAUACCACCACCUCGUGGACGACGGCGAAACGGAUCAAGCGCGCCAUGAAGUAUCGUCGGCGCCGCAAGUCUAGCACCAGCUCGAAGGGAACCUCGUCGCACCAGUCCAUCCAAAAGCGUUUGACGUCCGACCUGCCCUCAGGGUCUGUCGGUGGCUCGAGCUCCAGCCAUCAGGACAUCCCCGGCGGCCCCUUGGCCGUCGACUUCGGCGAUGACGCUCGCUACGAGGCCGACACCGACGCGCCACGAUCCCACGAGCCGCAGACCCGAGAUUUCGGCCAUCUGCCCACCACCAAGGACUUGAAGGACGAGCACAAAGCGAAGCGUCGCGAGCAGAAGAAAAAGAAGCGUGCAGAGGACCGGGUCCCCGCCCCGGCGGCGGCCGACGCGCCGGUCGUUUCCCGGCCGUCGUUGAAAUCCCACCAGUCCAGCCCGGCACAUCCUUACGGCACGGCCACCACCGGCGAGGGCGCCGACCAGCCAAAGCCGUGGUCCUCCUUCCGCCCCAACUUCCCCUCGCUGUUAACCAACACGGUCUUCUCGAACCCCCAGGCCUCAAGCCCCGUUACUCCAGGCGAGAGCGGCAAUACCAGCGGGCUGCGCCGCACCCACUCCCUGCCCAAUCACAUGAACCGCCCCCCGCCGGUCGGCAACGCCGUCCAGUUCGCCCGCGGCGCCGCCCGCAUGCCGUCGACCGUCGAUCCAUCGGCGCCUGUCACUCCGGAGCACCCCGAAGCGGAAAUGUCGCGCACGGCAGCCAUCGUGAUGCUGCUGAUUUCCACCGCCCUGGUGGCCGUGUGUGCCGAAUUCCUGGUAGACGCCAUUCCCGCCAUGAUCGAAAGCUCCAAUGUCAGCGAGGCUUUUAUCGGGUUGAUUAUCCUGCCCAUCGUGGGUAACGCCGCGGAACACGUGACCGCCGUCACCGUCGCCACCAAGAACAAGAUGGACUUGUCCAUUGGUGUGUCUGUCGGCAGUAGUAUCCAGAUUGCUAUCUUCGUCACUCCCCUGGUCGUUAUCCUUGGAUGGUGCAUGGACAAGGAAAUGACGCUGUACUUCACCCUGUUCGAGACGGUGUGUUUGUUCGUCACGGCAUUCGUGGUCAACUUCCUGGUGCUGGACGGCCGCAGUAACUACCUCGAGGGAGCGCUGCUGGUUGCCAGUUAUGUGAUUAUUGCACUGGCUUCCUUCUUCUAUCCCGAUAGCAGCGAGACGAGCACGGCGAUUUAGUUGCUGAUUGCAGUCUCGGCUGUAUCAAUCCACUUCGACGUUAUUGUCGUGUAGGAGAUUGCGUUGUGCGAGGAGUAACGGAACGUGUGGAUGUGGUGUGUGGUGGGUGUGGUUAUGUGGAUGACAGAUAGUAGAAAGCCAACCUCUAAUACAUCUAUCCUUGGCUUUUUGGAAUAAUACGGAUCACUUUUGUUAUGAUAAUGAUAAUUACUAUCAUAGUAUCCCC
Messenger RNA from Aspergillus campestris IBT 28561, 2481 nucleotides. RefSeq names its product putative membrane bound cation transporter. Gene Ontology annotation, biological process: intracellular calcium ion homeostasis; calcium ion transmembrane transport. Gene Ontology annotation, molecular function: calcium:proton antiporter activity. NCBI's taxonomy places the organism in Eukaryota, Fungi, Ascomycota, Eurotiomycetes, Eurotiales, Aspergillaceae. The transcript is spliced from 8 exons. The record is from RefSeq and is a predicted model, not a curated record. Bases 87 to 2255 code for a protein of 722 amino acids. Gene Ontology annotation, cellular component: fungal-type vacuole membrane.